AUGACACCGGCUGCGCAGAAGCAGCCGCAGAGGCAGUCGGAAGAGAGCAAGCCGGCUGGCGCUCAUCCAAAGAAUGGCGAUGGCUCGUCACCGCACAAGGGCGAAUCUGGUUCCUCUUCGUCUUCGACAAAGAGGCGCAAGGUGGGCACGGCGUGCAUCUACUGUCGCCGAAGCCACAUGACAUGCGACGAAGGGCGGCCGUGCAAGCGCUGCAUCAAGAGGGAUAUCGGCCACCUCUGUCACGAUGAGUCAACGUCUAGGGGCUCAGCCGGCCACGCUUCGUCGUCAAGCUCGAACAAAUUCCUCGGCCCAAAUCUGGCGCCUUCGGCGUCGACAAACCCUUCAUCACUCUGGGGCCUCGGUAGCGGCUCUGUCCUUGGAGGCGCGGGCUUCCUCGGUCUCGGAGGUGGAAAUGGCGAAGGGAUGGGCGCGAGCGGUGACGUAGCGGGGGGCAACGAAUACAACAUCCUCAGCGAAUUUCUCGAGUCGCUCGACGGCUCAGCCUUUCCCACUCCGCCACCGGACGCAGCGCCGGGCGCCUACGGUUCCUCGCUCAAGGGCUUCAACACAAAAACGGAAAAGUUCUUCUUGACGGCCGCCGACCAAAAUGACGGGACAAGGGACGAACGCCUGGGCAAGGUCAUUCAAGCAAAGUACGAUGCCGGAUUGCUGAGACCUUACAAUCACGUCAAUGGCUAUGCUCGGCUGAAUCGAUGGAUGGAGCAAAAUGCGUCGCAAGCGUCUCGAAGGCGGAUCCUCAAACCGCUCUCUGUGUUCCGACCUGCAUUUCGGGCUGUGGCCCAAUCUCUGACCAACGUCGACCUUAUCUACAUCGAAGAGGCAUUCGAAAGACUUUUGCUCGACUAUGACCGCGUCUUUUCCACCCAGGGCAUCCCCGCCUGCCUCUGGCGCCGGACCGGGGAGAUUUACAAGGGCAAUAAGGAGUUUGCCGAGCUCGUGGGUGUGGGCAUCGAGGCGCUGCGCGAGGGUCGUUGCACCAUCUACGAGCUCAUGGAGGAAGAGUCGGCGGUCAACUAUUGGGAAAAGUACGGCGCUGUUUCGUUUGACCCUGGUCAAAAGGCCGUCCUGACGUCGUGCGUUCUCAAAACGAGAGCAAAGACCUCGUCGACCGAGUCAUCAUCGUCUGAGGAGACGGACGUGCGUCAUAUCCCGUGCUGCUUCUCAUUCACGAUCCGGAGAGAUGCCUGGAGCAUCCCUUGCCUCAUCGUGGGCAACUUUCUGCCCUUGAAACAGUAG
Messenger RNA from Acaromyces ingoldii, 1257 nucleotides. RefSeq lists its product as hypothetical. Gene Ontology annotation, molecular function: DNA-binding transcription factor activity, RNA polymerase II-specific; zinc ion binding; RNA polymerase II transcription regulatory region sequence-specific DNA binding. Gene Ontology annotation, cellular component: nucleus. The record is from RefSeq and is a predicted model, not a curated record. Gene Ontology annotation, biological process: regulation of DNA-templated transcription. The coding region runs from base 1 to 1257 and encodes 418 amino acids. NCBI's taxonomy places the organism in Eukaryota, Fungi, Basidiomycota, Exobasidiomycetes, Exobasidiales, Cryptobasidiaceae. The transcript is spliced from 8 exons.